Hibiscus syriacus is the source of this 1154-nucleotide messenger RNA. Its product is annotated as remorin 1.4-like. The transcript is spliced from 5 exons. Lineage: Eukaryota; Viridiplantae; Streptophyta; Magnoliopsida; Malvales; Malvaceae. The coding region runs from base 129 to 989 and encodes 286 amino acids. The record is from RefSeq and is a predicted model, not a curated record.
UAUUUAUUUCAAAGGAAUCAUCUGAAACAAUUAAUGAAAUUUGCCAGCAAUCUGCAAUUUCAGUAGCCACCAAGCACAUUACCUGCAUUCGGAUUUUGCAGAGAAGAGAACGCAGAACAGGUUUCAAUAUGACGAGUUGGAUUCAUGAUUCUAACUAUAGACCAGAGCGAGUAGUUGGAGUUGCAGCUGCUGCAUAUGUUGUUAACUCUAUUGAAGAACAGAGCAUUCGUGUCCAGAAAAAGACCUCUUUGAUCAAGGACAAGAGCAGAAAGGAAGAUGCAACGUCUUCAACUUCAAAACAGUCUUUAGGUCAAGGUUCAAAGAAAGUUUCAGAAAGAGCAGACAGCAAAGUGCCAGAAAUCAAUGCUGCAUAUGAAAAGGAACGUAGACGUGUGCCAUCAUUCAAAAGACCUCUUAGUUUUUCCGAUCAAAUGGGCAGCUCUAGCCGCACAGAACCCAGAACUUCCUCGAAACCUGAUACACUUUACAGUCAACCAGAAAGUGCAGCACCGAAACCUGAAAGGGCAGCGCCAAAACCAGACCAUCAUGUCAUGAAACCAGGAACUCCGGCAACAAGACCAGAACUGCCUCCUACUAUUAAGCCUGUGGUUCCAGUGACAGAAGCUGAAAGACAAAGUGCAGCAUAUACAGGGUCAGAUCAGGCAAAAGCAGAUGCUUGGGAGAAGGCUGAGAUGGCUAAGAUCAACGAACGGUAUUCGAAGUUAGAAGAAACUAUAGUGGCCUGGGAGGAAAAGAAAAAGAAGAAGGCCAGAAGCAAGUUGGAAAAAGCAGAGAAGAGUGGGUCGGAGAAAAAGAGAGCAAAAACCUUAACAAAAUUUAGGAAUGAAACGGACUACAUCAAACAAGUUGCAGAUGGAGCAAGAGCAGAGGCAAAGGCAAGGCAAAGAAAUGAUGAGCUUAAAGCAAAGGAAAAAGCGAAUAUAAUUAGAACAACAGGAGAACUUCCAGUGACAUGCUUCUGCUGUUGAAUUUAACUAAUAAUGUAGUGUCAUGAGUUUGAAAUUACAUAUGUGAAUAUCAUUUACACAAUGCUGUGACUAGCUAGAGGAUGCCAAUCACAAGUAGAGACACCAUAAUUUGAAUCAUUUAGCACUUGUUUCGAUCAAGAAGAUUCUUCAAGAACCUUUUGUAGG